Sycon ciliatum is the source of this 950-nucleotide messenger RNA. RefSeq lists its product as uncharacterized. The record is from RefSeq and is a predicted model, not a curated record. The transcript is spliced from 4 exons. NCBI's taxonomy places the organism in Eukaryota, Metazoa, Porifera, Calcarea, Leucosolenida, Sycettidae. Bases 268 to 870 code for a protein of 200 amino acids.
UGACUCGCGUCGCGGUGUGACUGAUGCCAUGGAUUGGUAGUCGACACAUGGCUGUUACGUGCGCUACAGGAUUCAUUUUAGAGAACAUUGUGAGUAUUUUAUUGAAGGGCUGCAUUUCCGUGAGUCACAUAAUCUUUGGUGCUUGAAGAUCUUGAUGGAGAAGGAGCCGUUUGACUAAUGGGAGCUAUAAUUUACCUUCGAUGGAGCUUAGAUAACUGAAUACGCUGCUGCUCCCCGCAAGACUCUCUGUCGCUGCUGUGCACUCGAAUGGAGAGGCAGGACCGAUUGAUUCUGAAGCGCUUGUACCCGACGCUGCGCAGCUCUCUUUCUUGCGAUGGGGACCUGCUGGCGGACAUGCACGGCGCCGGAUUGCUGAGUUCUGAUGAUAUGCGGCACAUCACGACGGGUCAUUACGGCGUACCUCGCGAGCCUCAGCAAAAGAGUGAAGCUCUUCUCCAGCUCCUGCCGAGUCUAGGCAGGAGUGCGUUCGGCGAGUUCCAUCGCGCCCUGUCUCGCUCCCUUGCCCAGCGCAACCGCGACCUGGCCGAGGAGCUGUGGACGGCAAAGCAUGGCACGCACGUGACACAGCCUGACAGGUCGCGUUCUGCGGAGAGAGCGGGCAUCGCGGAGACACGCGCGGAGGAGCAGCCACCACCGCCGCCACACACUGCUAGUCUCGUUGCCGCCCUGCGCAGCACCGCCUGGACGCCGGAGCACAGCGACGUUCUCAUGGCCGAGCUAUCGCCGGAGGAUCUGCGGCAGCUCUCGCGCCGCCUUCUACAGGUCUUCCCGGUGCAGUGUACGGAUACUGGCGGCCGGGGCCAAAACACACCCGUGGUAAUGAGCGAGAGUACACACCGGGCACGCUAGUCAUCAGAUACUGCAUCUGGUUAAGUUCAGCCGCUACGGUGCUGCUGUCGGGUACCGAAGAACAGGGGGGGGGGGGGGGG